UUCCCGUAUGUGUUCGUACAUCUGUUGCAUUCUGAACAAGAAAUUAGAAACAAUUAGAUCCAUCCUGCAAACCAAAGUCCACAAUUAUGCAAGUGUAGAAGCUGUGAAGCAAUCAAGAAAAAAUCCCUCAUUUAGGGGUUUUAAGAGAAUGUUUUUUAACCCCAGAAGAAUUACACCACAAGACGCAGUAUGAAGCAACACAUGGAUUAUUGUCUAUAAUUAUCUUGCCCUUUCUGUGUCGUGAAAUGAGAACAACUCUCAGACUGAUUUGGUGCUCAAAGGAAAAAAAACAAAGCUGCACGCAAAUGGCGAGCAUGGAGGAAAGGCAUUGUGAAACCCUCACAAUGUUCUAAAUGAGCCCAUGUGAUUGUCCAAAGCCAUAUGGUUUCUUUGUUUGUUCUGCCAGAAAAUGCAGUCGCCGGGCGUCUAAUCCUGCCCUCCCCUCGGUUUUGCCAAACUUCCUCACAAAUAAAAACCCCACUGGGUCCAAAGCGCUGGAGGCCACAGGCUGAUUCUUCCCCCUCUCCUUAGGAUGGCUCUGCUGCGGCUCCUGAGCAUGUUCUUUCUCACCAUAACCACCACCAAGAAGAAGCAAGAACAAGAGAAAGAGGACAUAAAGGUCAAUGAGAAGGUACGCAAGUAUGACAUAUCGCUCUACAAGAGGGGGGACCUCCUGGAGGUGCCGCGCACCCUCUUCACCCAUUUCGGAAUCUACCUGGGGAAUGACCGCGUUGCACACCUGAUCCCCGACAUCUUGCCCGUCUUCUCGUCCAACCAGAACACCAUCGGCACCAUGGUGACCAACCUGCGGCUCAUCCUGGGGGCCAUCGCCAAGGCGGCCAGCGUGCGCGUGGACUCGGUGGAGGACUUUGCCUACGGCGGGGACAUCCUCAUCAACCCCAUGGACAAGGUGUGCAGCCGGCCGCCCUACGAUGGGGAAGAGGUGGCCCGCCGGGCAGAGAAGCUCAUGGGUCCGGUGGACUACAGCCUCCUGUGGUACAACUGUGAGCAUUACGUCAUGUACUGCCGCUACGGGACCGUCAUGAGCUUCCAGACCUUCCAGUUCUGUAAAGGAGUUCGGAAGAUCUUCUGCAGUAAAAGGUUCUCCUUCGUGAGUGCAUUAAUCGGUGUGGCCAUCAUGGUUUCCCUCCAAACGGAUCCACUUUACACUCUGCUCCUCACUUUCUUCAUCUCCUUCCACAUCUGGAUGGCUCCUGAAUUUACAUCACAACCUGGGUGA
Clupea harengus (Atlantic herring) is the source of this 1240-nucleotide messenger RNA. It is a transcript of the gene lratb.2, whose product is annotated as lecithin retinol acyltransferase-like. The record is from RefSeq and is a predicted model, not a curated record. Gene Ontology annotation, biological process: retinol metabolic process; vitamin A metabolic process. Gene Ontology annotation, molecular function: phosphatidylcholine-retinol O-acyltransferase activity. Gene Ontology annotation, cellular component: rough endoplasmic reticulum. NCBI's taxonomy places the organism in Eukaryota, Metazoa, Chordata, Actinopteri, Clupeiformes, Clupeidae. The transcript is spliced from 2 exons. Bases 533 to 1240 code for a protein of 235 amino acids.